AUGUGUUUUAUUCCAGGAUGGUCCAUACUUGCUGCUGUAAUUGAUCUACUAAACAUGGGAAAACUUGCUUCCUUUGUUUUCAUUUUCUUCCUUCACUACUUUAUGGCCUUCUUGGCAUGGAGCGAGGGGAAUUCCACUGUCGACAAAUAUGCACUGCUUGCUUUUAAAGCAUCUAUUGUGGAUCCAUACAAUCUCUUGGCCAACUGGUCUGACUCUUCUUCUUCUCCAUGUGAUUGGGUUGGUGUUGGAUGCAAUACACGCCACAGAAGGGUUCAUUCCUUAAAACUUAGUGAUGCGGGUCUUAAAGGCAUCAUAUCUCCAUGGCUAGGAAAUCUGUCAUUCCUUGUUGAACUUGAUCUAAGUAUCAAUGAUUUUUACGGUGAGAUACCAAAAGAGUGGGUACAAUUGCGUAGGUUGAAACUGCUCAACAUGAGCUACAAUAACUUUCACGGGCAAGUUCCAAUGUGGAUAGGAGAUUUAUCUAUGCUUGAGUACCUGAGUUUUCGAAAUAAUAGUCUCAUUGGAUUUAUUCCAUUAUCUCUAUUCAAUUUAUCAAGGUUGGAGAUCUUGGAUUGGAAUUCUAACUUCAUUCAGGGAAGCAUUCCACUUGAGAUAGGAAAUUUGAAGCACUUGAAGAUGUUACAAAUUGCAGGGAACAAACUUUCUGAAACUAUUCCACCAACAAUUUUCAACUUAUCUUCACUUCAAAAAUUGAAUUUGUCCCAUAACACUUUGUCAGAUCUGCAAGAAUUGUCACUCUCCCAAAAUCAAUUAUAUGGCAGUCUCCCAACCAACGUGUGUUUUGGGCUCCCGAGACUUGAAUUUUUCUCUGUGGCUGAAAACGAUCUCUCCGGUGAACUGCCAUCUAGUUGGCAUCAAUGCAAAGAACUGAAGGUUUUGGAAUUAGGUUUUAACAGGUUCAACAGAGGAUACAUACCAAGCGACAUUGGAAGUUUACCCAAUCUUCAAGUUUUGCAUCUCAUGAACAACAACUUGGAAGGAGAAAUUCCAUCAUCUCUCUUCAGCAAUUCUUCUUUAAGAAUAUUGCAUUUAAGACAAAACGGUUUAAAUGGGAGUAUACCAACUCUUGGGAACCAGACAAUGCUGCAAACUUUAAAUCUAUAUAACAACUCCUUUUCAGGCCUUGUACCCAAGGAGAUAGGCAAUCUUGAUAAGCUUGAAGAUAUGAUUUUAGCAUCUAAUAAUUUCAGUGGAUCCAUUCCUUCUCAUAUAUUCAACAUUUCGGUGUUGACAUAUGUCUCCUUUGCAAAUAAUUCCCUCUCUAGUUUUCUCCCAUCAAAUAUAGGAACUGGCCUUCCCAACCUAAAGAAAUUGAUUUUGAGACAAAAUCAAUUUGUUCGACAAAUUCCAACCAGCAUAUCAAAUGCUUCUAAGCUCACUAUUGUAGAUCUAUCAUGGAAUAAGUUUUGUGGAUAUAUACCCACUGCACUUGGGAAUCUAAAAAGCAUGAUCGCAUUAUAUUCUGAGGAAAAUGAUUUGAAUGGGAUGAUUCCAAGUACAAUUAACAGACUGCAAAGCCUUCAACAUUUAAGUCUUGGCAACAACAGAUUGCAAGGGUCCAUCAUAAAUGAAUUGUGCCAAAUCAGAAGUUUGAGUGAAUUGUAUCUAGCCAACAACAUGAUUUCAGGAACAAUUCCAAAGUGCUUCACAAAUACUUCUUUGCGGAGAUUAGAUUUAAGCUCUAACUAUUUGAUUUUUCAUAUACCUUCUUCUCUUUGGAGUCAUGAAGAUAUUUUAUUCUUGGACUUAUCCUCUGAUGCAUUGAGUGGAAGAAUUUCUCCCAAGGUAUCAAACUUGAAAGCAAUUAUACUUUUCAAUCUAUCAAGAAAUCAAAUUUCAGGAAACAUCCCAACAGCUAUGGGCAAUUUGAAAACAUUGCAAAAUCUAUCUUUGGCUCAUAACAAACUCCAAGGGUCUAUUCUUGAAUCAUUUAGUGGCAUGAUAAAUAUGGAAUCCUUGGAUCUCUCCCAAAAUUAUUUGUCUGGGGUGAUUCAAAAGUCUUUAGAGUUACUUGUCCAAAUGGAAUACAUUAAUCUUUCAUGCAAUUUAUUGCAUGGAGAAAUUCCAAAUGGUGGGCCUUUUCCUAAUUUUACAUAUGAAUCUUUUAUGAUGAAUGAAGAUCUUUGUGGGAAGCUCCAGCUAAACAUCCAUCCAUGCAAAAAAGGAGACAAGCACAUCUCAACUAAAAUAAUGCUUGUGAUCAAAUGCUUAUUGCCUUUAGCUUUUGCAAUCAUUUUGGUUGCCUUAUGCCUAAUGUUUCUUAAGUUUAAGAAGGGUCAUGUUAGUCAUGAGAUGAAUAAUAGAGACUCCUUAAAUUUAGACAUAGUGGCUAAGAUAUUCUAUUAUGAUCUUUUGCAAGCAACAAAUAGGUUUGAUGAGAGUAAUUUUCUUGGCAAGGGAAGUUUUGGAUCAGUCUACAAAGGAAUUCUUUCAAAUGGAAAGAUAGUUGUUGCAAAAGUAUUCAACUCAAACUUGCAAGAAGCAUUAAGGAGUUUUGACAUUGAAUGUGCUGCCAUGUGCAAUUUAUGUCAUUGA
Neltuma alba is the source of this 2556-nucleotide messenger RNA. RefSeq names its product LRR receptor-like serine/threonine-protein kinase GSO1. NCBI's taxonomy places the organism in Eukaryota, Viridiplantae, Streptophyta, Magnoliopsida, Fabales, Fabaceae. Gene Ontology annotation, biological process: protein phosphorylation. Gene Ontology annotation, molecular function: protein kinase activity; protein binding; ATP binding. The coding region runs from base 1 to 2556 and encodes 851 amino acids. The transcript is spliced from 4 exons. The record is from RefSeq and is a predicted model, not a curated record.